AUGUUCGUGACUAAAGUCGGCAUCGACCGCUUGCGGGGCGUCGCCCUCCUAGCUAUCCUCACGUCCGUCUGUUCCACGGGAUUUUGUCUUUUUGGGUACGACCAAGGCGUCAUGUCCGGUGUCGUCAUCUCCCAGUACUGGCUCAAGACCAUGGGCAACCCAAGCACAAUAAUGGUCAGCACCAUUACCGCACUCUAUGACAUCGGGGCCAUUGUUGGCGCCAUUGCCGCCGCCUUCACGUCCGAACCGCUAGGCCGCAAACGCACACUGGUCUUCGGUGCUUCUGUCCUCUUGGUUGGCACCAUCCUCAUGGGCACUUGCGUUGAGCGCAUUCAGAUGAUGGUGGCGCGUAUCAUUACCGGCAUCGGUAUUGGCUAUAUAACCUCCGUAACACCGGUGUACCAGAGCGAGAUCACGCUCCCCGAGCAUCGUGGCUGGCUGGUAUGCUGCCAGCUUACAAGCAUGCUGGGCGGGCUCAUGCUGGCAUACUGGAUCAACUAUGCCUUCUACUUUUAUGCUGGCGGCGUUCAGUGGCGCUUCCCGCUGCUGUUCCAACUCAUCUUCUGCGUAUAUAUCAUCGCGCUCACCGUCUGGCUGCCCGAGACACCGCGGUGGCUCAUCAGGCAUGAUCCUACUCCCGCUCGCGGUGUCACCGUACUCGCGAAGCUACGUGCGCUACCGGAAGACCACCCGGUUGUGCAGCGCGAGGUGCAAGAAAUCGUCGAUGCGCUCGCGCUCGAGUCCAAAGAGGAGGGGACAUGGGGCGACCUGUUCCGCGACAACGGCAUCAUGGCAAACAAGCGAUUUUAUCUUGCGCUCGGAAUUCAGUUCAUGCAGCAGCUCACUGGUAUUAACAUCGUGACAUACUAUGCGCCAACGUUGUUCAAGGAGAGCUUGCACAUGUCGCAGCAGAUGUCGCUCUUUUUGGGGUGCUGGCUACAAGUGUGGUACCUCCUCAUGUCAUUUGUGACAUGGUACACAAUCGACCGCAUUGGACGGCGCAAGCUGUGGAUCAGCAUGGCGAUUGGGCAGAUGCUCGUCCUCGUGCUCGAGGCGAUCUGCGUUGCGAUCAAUAACACAGCUUCCGGCGGUGCCGCGGUGUUCUUCAUCUUCCUCUACGAGACGUUUUUUACUUGGGGCUGGAUGGCGACGGUAUGGGUGUAUCCCGCGGAGAUAUUGCCACUCAAGAUCCGCGCCAAGGGCGCCGCGUUGGCGGCGGCCGCAGACUUCCUCGGCAACUUCCUGGUUGUCGAGAUCACGCCCCCAGCGCUGCAGAAUAUCGGCUGGCGCACAUACAUUAUCUUCGCCGUCUUCAACAUCGUGCAGGCGCUCAUUGUUUAUUGCUUCUACCCUGAGACGGCCGGACAGACUCUCGAGUCGAUCGACGAGCUCUUCCGUAACCACGACACGUCUGUGAAGGGCGAGAGCACCGGUUGGGCGAGCGCAAUGCAGUGGUCGAUGGUGCCGAAGGCGAACGGCAUAGGAUAA
This is a messenger RNA of Postia placenta MAD-698-R-SB12, 1488 nucleotides long. RefSeq lists its product as hypothetical. Gene Ontology annotation, cellular component: membrane. NCBI's taxonomy places the organism in Eukaryota, Fungi, Basidiomycota, Agaricomycetes, Polyporales, Adustoporiaceae. The record is from RefSeq and is a predicted model, not a curated record. The transcript is spliced from 8 exons. Gene Ontology annotation, biological process: transmembrane transport; carbohydrate transport. Gene Ontology annotation, molecular function: carbohydrate:proton symporter activity. The coding region runs from base 1 to 1488 and encodes 495 amino acids.